AUGAUUACUUUAGUGAUUAGUCUAUUCGCGGCGGCGUCCUUUUCAUGUUUAACUGAUUACGACUGUGGUUAUGUUGGGCAGUGCGACUGGUUUGGAUGCAAGUGUCCUGAGGGUGUCAGCGGAAUUUCGUGUGAGAUUAACCCUUGUGGCAUUCACAGAGACCCCAGAGAGCAGCAGCCAAUAUUUCAUGAAAGCCCUUACAAGACAGUUGCAUGUAGCCUUGCUGGCACGUGCGUAGAGGACAAUGGCACGUAUAAAUGCGUCUGUGAGGAGGGCUUUAGUGGGGAUACAUGCGAGAUGAAGAUGUGUACGUCUCCUGCUGACUGCAAUGGGCAAAAAUGUGACUCAGAGACGGGCGUUUGUGUCUGUGAACCUGGCUUCAAUAAGGGCGAUUGCAGCAUUUCUACAUGUAAUCCUGUCUAUGAUGUCAUUGCCAAGGAGUAUCAAUACUGCAGUGGUAGUGGCACUUGCACGAAAGCCCCCGAGGUCUCAGGGAAACUUCCUCCCGUUAGAUACUACUGUGAUUGCAAUGCUGGCUUCUAUGGCCACUCAUGCGAAAGUUAUGAUUGCACCAAUGGCCUAUUUGUGUGCACCAACGAUAAGCAUACAUGCGAUCGUCAGACUAAGCAAUGCAAGUGCAAGCCCCAUCACUAUGGACCAGACUGUGGCAAGAACCCCUGUGGCAUUAUCUACCACAGUAUUGGGGACAGUAUUGUUAAGCAAUGCAAUGAUCGUGGCACGUGUCGUGAUGAUGGUCCUGAUAAUGCAACCUGUGACUGCGACGAAGGGUGGGUCGGCUCUGACUGCAGCCUAGAGGACUGCGUUAUUAAUCCAUCUGUAUGCUUUGCCCCACUGAUCUGUGACCAGGCUCUACACAUGUGCAUAUGUCCGAACAAUCUGAUUGGGGAAAACUGCGAUUCCUGCAGGAUUGGGGAGUACUUUACAAAGACUAUCAACAGCUGCACCCCAUACGGAUGCAUCUCUGAUAUUUCCGCUGGUAUUGUUUGCUCAGGCCACGGAUCCUGUAAUGCAGACACCAAGUCCUGUAGCUGUUCACCCGAUACUGCGCUCAUAGGGACACAGCACUGCAUUCCGACAAAUUGCCUCACCCAGCUGCCAGAUGAUCAGAAAGAUUACUCCAUGAAGAACAUAUGUUCGGGUCGUGGAGCCUGCAAGCUUGUCGAAGGCUCUUAUGCCUGUAAGUGUUUAACUAACUACACAGGAAAUCUGUGUCAGGACAACCCCUGCCAGAUAGUGGAAUUCACAUCUUCUGAUGCUCCUGUCCAAAAGACCUAUAUAGAGUGCAAUGGCGGUGGGUCGUGUAGCGACUUGACAUGUCGCUGCAGACCGGGAUACAGUGGUCCAGCAUGCGAACUGUUCAGCUGCAAUGGUAUGGAUUCUCUCUGUAACGGUGGGACAUGCGUACAAGACUCCUUUGGAAGCUGGGCGUGCAACUGCCCUGCGGGGUCAGACUUGACUGAUUGCUCUCGCAAGGGUUGCGGAUCCGACACCCCGCAGUGCUCUGGCAAUGGGGCAUGUGCACUGAAGGAGUUUGUUUCUACAACUAGCGCCGGUACAGUGGUUAAAAAGGUCUCUCUGCACCGUUGUGUGUGCUCUCUGCACUACAAGGGUCUCCUUUGCCAGCGCUAUGACUGCGAAGGUGACAAUGCCAACUGCAAUGGGGGAACGUGUUCUGAAAGCGGAGAGUGCACUGAGUGCUUGGAGCACUUUUAUGGACAUGACUGUAAGAUAAACCCAUGCGAGAUUGACCCUCUACAAGGGACCGAGUGUUCUGGUAACGGAGCCUGUCGGAUAGUUGCUGACCCCAAUACAGGAGAAACUACCUCAGCUUGCAAGUGUGAGCAAGGUUGGUUUGGAGCCAUAUGCGAUAAGCAGUCGUGCCCCACCAUUCCUUGCAAACACGGAGGGGAGUGUGUGGUUUCGUCUGGUGGAAACUACUGCAAGUGCCAAGAAGGUUUUUCUGGAGCGUGGUGCCAAGACUGUGUCUUCCCAUUCACGAUUGUCUUUGUCAAUGGGGUUGCACAAUGUGUUCCAGGAUCGUGUGUGGGCGAGGAAGGAUACUGUAGUGGUCACGGAUCUUGCUCUUCCGAGAACAUCUGUUCGUGCGACUAUGGAUAUACCGCAUUGGGGACGGACCGAUGUGUCCCAGACUCCUGCAUCUACCAGCGGGACGGUGUCAUGAGUGUUUGUGGCUUACAAGGCAGCUGUGCUGUUACUGAAAACGGGGCAGAGUGCCUCUGUUCGGGAGACAGCUCUCGCAAGGAUGACACUUCGGGAUUUUGCAUGCCGCUAGGCUGCUUCUCUUCAUCUACCUCAAGGACCGUUUGCAGCGGGCAUGGAUCUUGCAGCAUACUUUUUGAUAGCGGAGAGGGCAUCUGCAUAUGUAAUAGUGGAUUUACAAAUGAUUCAGGCACUUGUACGCUAAAUGCAAAAGCCUCUGCUGGGAUAGGCGUUGGCGUUGCCAUGCUCGUAGCCGUCGUUGUGUUCAUUAUUCUGUGGUUCACCGUUAUCAAGAAGAAAUUAGAGGAGCGUAAACGUCGCCGAUUCGAUGGAGAUAGUGUAAGACUUUUAGCAAGCGACAUGGGAGACGUGUCCCAAAUUUAG
Giardia duodenalis is the source of this 2625-nucleotide messenger RNA. Its product is annotated as High cysteine membrane protein. Gene Ontology annotation, biological process: motor neuron axon guidance. Bases 1 to 2625 code for a protein of 874 amino acids. The transcript has a single exon. The record is from RefSeq and is a predicted model, not a curated record. Gene Ontology annotation, molecular function: calcium ion binding. Lineage: Eukaryota; Fornicata; Diplomonadida; Hexamitidae.